Molecule: messenger RNA, 315 nt
Organism: Funneliformis mosseae
Lineage: Eukaryota; Fungi; Glomeromycota; Glomeromycetes; Glomerales; Glomeraceae
Source: the annotation of a GenBank genome assembly
AUGGCAAUCAACUUAGAUCAGAUGAUUUUAAAAAUCCUGCAAUGCAAUUCAUCAUAUUAUUCCUUAAUCGAGGGAAUUGUUGCAUAUAAAAACAAAGAAAUGCAAAAUUCUUGGGAAUGUUUUAGUAAACAUGCGGAACUUGGCAACCUGAUCGCUAUUUAUUGGAAAGGUGUAUAUGUAUUGGAUAUUAAAAAGAAUAAAAAGUUAGCUAAUCAAUUAUUUCAAAAAGCUGCUGACCGGGGUCAUGCGAAAGCACAAGUACGCUAUGCAAUUUCUCUUUCAGAUGACGAUGUAAUUCUUAUCAUAAGGAAAUAA